Echinops telfairi (small Madagascar hedgehog) is the source of this 2623-nucleotide messenger RNA. It is a transcript of the gene SLC27A4, whose product is annotated as solute carrier family 27 member 4. Gene Ontology annotation, molecular function: long-chain fatty acid-CoA ligase activity; long-chain fatty acid transmembrane transporter activity. The transcript has 13 exons. Lineage: Eukaryota; Metazoa; Chordata; Mammalia; Afrosoricida; Tenrecidae. Gene Ontology annotation, cellular component: endoplasmic reticulum membrane; plasma membrane; microvillus. The coding region runs from base 109 to 2040 and encodes 643 amino acids. Gene Ontology annotation, biological process: medium-chain fatty acid transport; long-chain fatty acid import into cell; response to nutrient. The record is from RefSeq and is a predicted model, not a curated record.
CCAGGAUUCUUGCCCUGCAGCCGCGGCGCCAAGGUGCUGUCCAGGAAGCGGAGCACGCUCGGAGUUGCUGAACCCCAAUACUCCAGAAGUCAUCAGACUCAGGUCACAAUGCUGCUUGGGGCAUCUCUGGUGGGCACCCUGCUGUUCUCCAAGUUGGUACUGAAACUGCCCUGGACCCAAGUGGGGUUCUCUCUGCUGCUCCUUUACCUGGGGUCUGGUGGCUGGCGCUUCGUCCGCAUCUUUUUCAAGACCAUCAGGCGCGAUAUCUUUGGUGGCAUGGUACUCCUGAAGGUGAAGGGCAAGGUGCGGCGGUACCUGCGGGAGAAGCAGACGGUGCCCGGUUUGUUCGCCACUACAGUACGGCGCCACCCUGACAAGACAGCCCUGAUCUUUGAGGGCACAGACGCCCACUGGACCUUCCGUCAGCUGGACGACUACUCAAACCGCGUGGCCAACUUCCUGCAGGCCCAGGGGCUGGCCUCGGGCGAUGUGGCUGCCCUGUUCAUGGAGAACCGCAACGAGUACGUGGGGCUGUGGCUGGGCAUGGCCAAGCUGGGCGUGGAGGCAGCGCUCAUCAACACUAACCUCCGGAGGGAUGCCCUGGGCCACUGCCUGACCACUUCCCGGGCCCGGGCCCUCAUCUUUGGCAGCGAGAUGGCUCCAGCCAUCCGUGAGAUCCACGCCAACCUGGACUCCUCGAUGAGCCUCUUCUGCUCCGGCUCCUGGGAGCCCAGUGAAGUCCCCACCAGCACCAAGCACCUGGACCCCCUGCUAGAAGCCGCCCCCACGUACCUGCCCAGUGCCCCUGACAAGGGCUUCACAGAUAAGCUCUUCUACAUCUACACGUCGGGCACCACUGGGCUGCCCAAAGCUGCCAUCGUGGUGCAUAGCAGGUACUACCGCAUGGCUGCCCUGGUCUACUACGGAUUCCGCAUGCGGCCAGAUGACAUUCUGUACGACUGCCUCCCCCUCUACCACUCGGCAGGCAACAUCGUGGGAGUGGGGCAGUGCCUGCUGCAUGGCCUGACAGUGGUGAUCCGGAAGAAGUUCUCUGCCUCCCGGUUCUGGGACGACUGUCUCAAGUACAACUGUACCAUUGUGCAGUACAUCGGCGAGCUGUGCCGCUACCUCCUCAACCAGCCCCCGCGGGAGGCAGAGAGCCAGCACCGGGUGCGCAUGGCGUUGGGCAACGGGCUCCGGCAGUCCAUCUGGACCAGCUUCUCCAGCCGCUUCCACAUCCCUCAGGUGGCCGAGUUCUACGGGGCCACCGAGUGCAACUGCAGCCUGGGCAACUUCGACAGCCAGGUGGGGGCCUGUGGUUUCAACAGCCGCAUCCUGUCCUUUGUGUACCCCAUCCGGCUGGUGCGCGUCAACGAGGACACCAUGGAGCUGAUCCGCGGGCCGGACGGUGUCUGCAUUCCCUGCCAGCCAGGUGAACCAGGCCAGCUGGUGGGCCGCAUCAUCCAGAAGGACCCCCUCCGCCGCUUUGACGGCUACCUGAACGAGGGUGCCAGCAACAAGAAGAUCGCCCAGGACGUCUUCAACAAGGGGGACCAGGCCUACCUCACUGGCGACGUGCUGGUGAUGGAUGAGCUGGGCUACCUGUACUUCCGAGACCGCACGGGGGACACGUUCCGAUGGAAAGGGGAAAACGUGUCCACCACUGAGGUGGAAGGCACGCUCAGCCGCCUGCUGGACAUGGCCGACGUGGCCGUGUACGGCGUGGAGGUGCCAGGGACUGAGGGCCGAGCUGGAAUGGCCGCUGUGGCCAGCCCCACCGGCGCCCAGGACCUGGAGCACUUUGCGGAGGCUCUGGAAAAGGAGCUGCCCUUGUACGCCCGCCCCAUCUUCCUGCGUUUCCUGCACGAGCUGCACAAGACAGGGACCUACAAGUUCCAGAAGGCGGAUCUGCGGAAGGAAGGCUUUGAUCCCGCCGUGGUGAAAGACCCUCUGUUCUAUCUGGACAGCAGGAAGGGCCGCUACGUCCCGCUGGACCAAGAAGCCUACACCCGCAUCCAGGCAGGCCAGGAGAAGCUGUGAUGUGCCCGGCAUCCCUCCGAGGGCUGGCAGAUGUCCUGGGUGACACCAGACCAAAGCAAGCAGGGCCCAGCACCUCCACCCCGAGGUGCUGACCCCUCCCCCCGAAAACUGCCAAGUGACUGAUCACUGCCGCCUUCCCCAUGCCCCAGAGGUUUUCCGUGAAAGCCUCACCUCCACGUUCUGCCGUCUCCGAGGCUAGGAGGGCCUCCGGGAAAGGACCAGGGGUCACCAUGCUCUCCCCUGAGAGUAGGCAUUUGUAAGUGGGACCAGGGCAGAAGCCCCAACUCAGGGAGCCAGCAGAGUGGGCAAGGGCAGCAGUGGUCCAGCCGAUCAGGUGGCCAGAGAGGUCCAGGGGUCAUUCCGCCCUGGUCAUGCCUCUAGGAGGAGGAGCUGUGAGGCCCCAGCUGUGGCGGGACACCCAGAGAGAGCACCUUCCCUCUGCCCAUCAGCCUCCUCUGCCUGGCUGUGUCUGUAGGUCUGUCUUGUCACCCUCUCCCUCUCCAACCCAGCCUGGCUCAGAGGAGUAGGGGGAGGAAUGGGGUGGGAGGCUCAGGGCCAAUAAACUCUGCCUUGACUCCCCCAA